Molecule: messenger RNA, 7784 nt
Organism: Corvus hawaiiensis (hawaiian crow)
Lineage: Eukaryota; Metazoa; Chordata; Aves; Passeriformes; Corvidae
Gene: POPDC3
Product: popeye domain containing 3
Exons: 4
Coding region: 673-1602 (309 amino acids)
Cellular component (GO): sarcolemma
Molecular function (GO): cAMP binding
Source: RefSeq, a predicted model, not a curated record
UGAGGACUCGGCGGCGUCCUGAGCGGGGGUGACAGGUCACUGCCCCGGGAGGGAAGCCCUCCCUCCCUGCGUGCCCGGCGGGGGUAACCGGAGCUCGCGAGUCAGCCCUGCCUGGAAGUUGGAGAGCUCUGCUGUGUCCCCUUUAGAGAGGAGCGUGACACGCUGCCCAGCGCUUCCCCUCGCCAGGGCGCUGUUUGAAGUGGGACUCUUCGUUGCGUGUCUCGGGUUAGGAUUUGUCCCUUAGGACAGCGGGGCUUCUGGUUCUGCCCGGGUGCAGCUGCUGCUGCUCACUGACGGAAGAGCUGGCUCGGGAAUAUCUCUACUGUCACAAAACCACCUCGGGAUCCGGGGAUUUCUUCCUCCGGCUGGGGGUUUGCUUCGUAGGCUGGCGUUAUUUGAUUCUUCUCUCUCUCCAUCAAUUAAUGAUCAGAAGAAGCUACAGAUGACAUGACCAAAGUCAAAAUAAUGCAUGAACUGAUGAGAAACAGCACUGAGAAUGUUAGCUGCCUAGUUUCUGGAAAUCCUAAGUGUGACUUCACUACCAAAAGAGACCAUGAAGUUAUGUGAUCAUUGAGCAGAGUUUGCAAGAAUGGAAAACAAAAGGACCUCACUAGCUGCAUCUCAUAAAUAAAAAUUUCCAAGAUUCAGCUGAAUCAAAAAAUUAUUCCAGCCAUGGGAGAAAAUGCAAGUUUUUGGGAAAGUUUGAUAUAUGCACAUCCUACGUGUACCACCUGGAAGCAAGAGGCAGAGGGAUCUAUCUACCACCUAGCCAGUAUUCUCUUUGUUGUGGGCUUCAUGGGUGGAAGUGGAUUCUUUGGGCUCCUCUACGUCUUCAGCUUGCUUGGACUGGGCUUUCUCUGCUCUUCUGUUUGGGCUUGGCUGGAUGUCUGUGCUGCUGAUAUAUUCUCCUGGAAUUUUGCGCUGUUCACUAUAUGCUUCGUCCAGUUCAUUUACGUUACCUACCAAGUUCGGAGUGUUGCCUUUGACAGAGAAUUCCAGGAACUCUACAGUGCUCUCUUCCAGCCUCUGGGAAUUUCCUUGACUGUGUACAGAAAGAUCGUCUUGUGCUGCGAUGCAGAAGUGAUUACCCUGGAGAAGGAACAUUGUUAUGCCAUGCAGGGCAAAACACCUAUUGACAAACUGUCCUUGCUUGUGUCAGGCAGGAUCAGAGUGACAGUUGAUGGGGAGUUUCUGCAUUAUAUUUUUCCUCUUCAGUUUCUGGACUCUCCUGAAUGGGAUUCACUGAGGCCCACAGAAGAGGGAAUUUUCCAGGUAACGCUUACAGCAGAGACAGAUUGUCGGUACGUGGCCUGGAGGAGAAAGAAGCUCUACCUGCUGUUCGCUAAACACCGCUUCAUCUCCCGCCUGUUCUCAAUUCUAAUUGGGAGCGACAUUGCUGAAAAACUGUAUGCCCUGAAUGACAGGGUGCACGUGGGGCAGGGCUUUAGGUACGACAUUCGCUUACCCAACUUCUACCACGUUGCACUGCCAGAGACCCCUCCCGUGCAGCCCUCCCACCACUCCCACCACCUCCAGAGAGGGUCCCCCUGCCGCAAGCCCAUGGGGGUUACAAACUGCAGCUCCUUCCUCACACCCUCCUAGGAAGGAAAGUUCUGCUGCAGCCAUUCCUCAAAGCGAUGAGGGGAGAUGGAAGGUGGCAGAGCAGAAGAGCAGAGAAGCAAAAGCAGAUGAAGCCAAAUUUGACUGAUAAGUGCCAUUUAUGUUAAUUGGAGUAGGUUGAAUUCUCUGUUUCAAGCCAACAGGUUGGCUUCUGCAUUUUGACUGUCUGUGCAAUAUGUUUACUUUCUGUUGAUUCUCCUGUUAUCUUCAUCUCUUUCCUUUUGGAAGAGAACAAAUCAUAACAGUCUGAGGUCUUAUUGCAAUUGUGGUGGCCUCUGUGGUGGUGUGUUGUUUUGUUAGUUUUUUUUUUUUUAAAAAAGCAAACCCAUGGUAUUUGUAAUUAUAUUUCCUCAAAAAAUUUUGUCAUAAUGAAGUAAAGUCAGAAUAGUCAAUGAGAACAAGUAAGUUGUCUUCAAAAUAUAGCAACUUGGUUAUCAUGUUCAUUUUUAUGCCAUGUGAACAUUCUCUCAAUUUACAUGAAUAAUGUUGCAGAAAAAAGACUGAGGACCGAUUGCAUUGGUUUCAUUUCUUAAAGAAAUGAAAGAUUUUGAAAUGCACAGCAAGAUUGUUAAAAAUCCAAACAAAACAACACAGCAAAUUCUGUCCCAUUGAGUGAUUGGUUUCUCUCUGACUGUCCUAGAGAGGUAGUAUGUGAAAACAGACAUAAAUGUCGUUGCUGGCAUUAGAAAAAUAAAACAGCUGUAACUGCUGCAAAUACAGCUUAGGGAAAAGGUUGUUCGGCAUUUCUGAUAGGAUGUGAUGCUGUAGCACCUGCAGUGUCAGUGCCAUUUGUGACAUGUACAAUAAAUAAUGUUAAUCAAUCUACUGCCAAACCAUUGGAGUUUGUUGUACAAUGUUCUUUUUAGCUGUGUUUGUCAGGAAGAGACUAAAACAGCUGCAGCAAUAAAUACAAUUUUUAACUGAUACAUUCUUGUUUAGCUUCUAGAGUCACUUUCCUGUGCCUAUGAAAUUCUUGAUUUAAAAGAUAUUCUCUCCCUAAUUCUGUGGUGUUUUAAUGACAUAAGGGAGCCUCAGAUCACAUUUAGCAGGAGAGAGCUGGUUUCGACCCUUGGGGUCACGGUGCCUUUGAAGAGAAGUGUCUGAAUGUCUUUGCUAGCUCACCUUCCUGCUGCUCUGCCUGAUGCCUGCCAGUAAUCAAAAAAUAAGAAGCAUUACAAUUUUAUGAGAAUGGAUUGCUGCUUGAUAUGUCUGGAAGUAGAUAAUAUUUUUAGUAUUUUAAAAUUGCUGGCCUGUUUGGUAGGAUGGCCCUUGUGUGCUUCUCCAUGUGUGGGUAUACAUAUAAGUUUAGAUGUUGUGAGUGGUUUCUGGAGGAGUUAAAAUGAUACGAUGUUAUGCUUGAGAGAUAAUCAUGCAGUAUGUAUAAAAAAGCUAUUAGAAGGGAUGUGAAACACUACCUGUUUGAAGGACAAUUAGUGUAGAGCAGAUAAGAUUGUACAAGUUUUGCUUUUAGCUUUCUUUCUCGGAGAGGGAAACCUGCCAAACAUAAAUACCUCAGCAUGCAAUAUGAUAAACCCCAAAUCAUUCUCAUAACCCUUCCAUGCAAUGUGUUCUGUAUGUACUGCUUAAUGCAUGAAGUCCCUGAGUCACAGAGCUACUUUGUCCUGGUCAAAAGAGAAUUGGAAAAAAUGCAAACUGUUCACUGAUAUCUUUUAAAGACCUGUACAGAUGCUAACUAAGGCACAAAGUGCCAGAGGCUGGCAGCAUGUAUUAAGGAUGUACAUCUGUGUGUCCCCUCUUCCCAUAACCUUUUCCUGGUUAAGGGACAGGACAGCAGACUACCUGACCCCUUGGUGUGGCUCAGCACAGGUGUUCCCAUGUAACUUCAGUGCUGUGGUUGGUGCCAUGUCCUGUUUGUCAUCAGUGUCUGAGGUGGGAAAAGUGCAUCAUCUCUCAUGGAUGUCACUUGGGCUGUGCCUCAUCAUCCCUCUCUGUGUCAGCCAGCUGAGCUGCUCUAAAAACCUUGUGCUGUUUUUAAUGACCCCUUUAAAAAUAGCCCCCCACCUCAUUCUGAUAACAAGAAUUUCUAAAUUUGUCAUGCUAUGUGUGUUGGACCAACAUGAAGUUUAUACUUAACGUUUUAUGUUUUAACAAUCUGCAAACAUAAAAAUAUUUUAAAUGCAUAAAAGAGAUGUUAUUUUAGACUUAGGUGUACUAAUGUUCUCCUUGGUUUUCUUGAAUACUUGGGUUUGGCCUAUUGAUUCAAGAAAGCUUGUCUUUACUAAAUUCUGACUUUACUAAAGUCAAUUCAUUUGACUGCCUUCACCUUAAAAUAAGACCAAGGCAUCUUACCCAAUUUCUAUAUCAAGCUUAUAUGUUCUAUUUAAACUAUAGCAUACUGCUUAGGAAGAUACUGGGGAAUGAUGGGUGCUUCAUAUCACACUUGGAUAAUUUUUUCUUUUUUGUGACUGUGGUAUGCCUUGGCUUCUGUCACACAUUUUCCAAACACAAGCCUCUGUGAUGCUUUUCUCUGCUGGAAUUGGUUACUGUCAGAAAUCUCUACCAGGACACAUCUGAGUCAAUAUCUGAACAUACUCUUAGCUAAUCUUGUUUAGCUGUUGCUACUGUGCUUUUUGGGCUUUGAGUCAUUUUUUAAAAAUCGUUUCUAGUUUUCCAGCAUCUGUUUGAGACAUGACUAGCAGAACAUUUCAGCUGUAAAAUUCAGCUGUAAAAUAUAUAUCUACAAUAAUAUAAGUACACACAAAAGGACUGGAAGCAUGACAGAAGUUCUCUCUACCUCUGGUUUUUUUUUCAUCUGGACAGUACUUCUAAAACUUACAGUGAAAUAUGGUCUGGCAUGUGACUCAUAAACCAGUAUUUUGGGUGAGCUGUAUAAUCUACCUAAGUGAAGACCUACUCAGACUUAUAUCAGCGAAAUUAGACAAGUUUUGUGAGAUUACAAAACAUUUUUCUUUUUUACCAGUUUCAUAACCUUCUGUGGAGUUAUGUCUACAUUUGUAACGUUUGUAUGCUACUAUAGGUAAGAGUGGCAGAAUCUGUGCACGUGAUGAUGUGGUCAUUCAUCAGUUAUUUUCCUAAGUUUUUAUAAUUAUAUGGACAUCAUGUUGGAAUUGCCCUCACAGCCUGCAGAAGGGUGCAAAUUUGCUGCAUAAGGUAAGAAACUGUAUGGCCUAGGAGAGUCCAAAACAGAGGGGGAGGAGGAGAGAAAGACAGAACUAAGUUCAUACAGAUUUUAUCCAAGAGAUGUUUAUUUUAAAUUGGACUUGUGGCAAAUUAAUUUGUUGGAUGCAGCAAUAUGUAGUUAGAGGUUCAAAAGCAAGUUUUGCCUACUUAGGAGCAUGGGUCUGACCCUGCAAUUCUUUCAUUAUGUAGGGGUUUUUUUAACCACUACUAGUGCAAGUACACGUACCAGGUUCCAUCAUGUAACUCCACUCGAAACUACAGAAACUAUGGAAUAACCAGAGAGGAUGCAUCCCAACAUGCUGUUGUAGCUAAUACACUAUGCAAGGCAAAUUUUAAGCACUUAAAGAAAAAGGUUGUUUUAUUCAGUUACCUGUGAUAGCAGAGGCUGAGCUUUGCAAUUGAGGAAGGCCAGCCAGGGUCUAUGUUUUCAAGAACUGUUUCCCUUGCAACAAAGCAAAUUAGACAUAUAGAGAUAUGACCUCCCCUAGGAUAAAACUGGGAAAGCUGAAUACAUGCUUGGAUGAUAUUGCACCGAUGUGCUAUACCACAAAAAAGGCAUAUGCUUGUGGUAAUUAAACAAUAUGUUGAUACUACAUUUUCAGGAAAGAAGUGCUCUACAGAUUUUGCUUAUUGUGAAUGAUAAAUAUAAGACAUAUUUGGUCUCAAUGUACAUGAAAAUUUAAACCACAAUAUUGUGUUGCUCAUAUGAACAGAUAUUGCAAACCAUGCGUUAAAACUGAAACAAAUCUGCAGUUAUUUAUAUAGAAGAAAACUAUUUAAGUAGGAAAGGAAAAAUUAAUAUUGAUUUGUUGAAUUCAGACAUGACAAGAUUAAUAUUUUUCUUUCUAUUCCUGUAAUAAUUGAAUGCAUAUUUUUCCUCCCUAGUGUGUUACUGUAUAACAGAUUUUUUUACUAUACAACAAAAUAAAUACCAUAUAAAACCGAUUUGUUAAUCCCUCUUGAAAAUACUGGAUUUCUUUACAUUAAUAUGCAUUAAAAUAUAAUAGGUUCAGGGCUCCCAAGGAAAAACACCUUUUCUUUCUGUUUAUCUAAUUCACAUUAACUUUCCUUUCUUGUAGAUUUUUUUAUCCCUUCAGUUUCUACUUGCUGUAAUUCUGCUGCUGUGGGAAUCAAAAGAUGUAUUGAACUUGACAUGUAAAUCAAGCCACCUCAUGGUGAUGAAUCAAACCAUGUAGGUGGAGCUUCAUCAGCAGGAGUGUGUAGGAGAAAGGCAGCACAAAGCAUGUCAUCACUGAGCUCUAGAUUUGGGGUCGUGUCCCAAACCAUGGCUAGCAAUGCCCUCCUAGAGAGUCACUUGGCAGAGGGUUCUGCCAGCAGAGGGUUUAGACCCAUAUCAUCUUUCUGCAAGCUAUAAAUGUUGUUAAACCUUGCUCUGGAGUGGAAAAAAAAAAAAGAUGGGACAUUCCCAAAAGCUUGUGAGAGCAGAAGGAUUUUGUAGCAGUUAUUCUUCUGCUGUGGAUUCACAGGAAAUAUUUUUAAGUUGUCAUUUGAACUGCAGCUCCUAAUUUGAGGGAUCAGUGGUAUAUUGGGACAGGACUAUUUUGCUACCUGAGCAGGAUUUUGAAGACAAAUGAUGAUAAAAGAUAGAUGACCAAGAACUAAGAUGUCAUAUAAAUAAAAAACUGCAAUAAAAUAAUGGUAGUAAAGAACUAUUUCAGCAGUGAAUCCCAUAGUUUUUAUUGUAUCCACUAGUAACUCUCCACCUAAACUUGUGCAAAUCUGGGGGUUAUAAUAAUUUUCUGGGAGUAAGGGACAUUAGGCCAAGAGAGACACUGAAGCCAAAAAUCCCAUCUAAUGGAUGAGUGCUCUAACCAUGUAAUUGCAUAGAAGUGGGCAGCAGUGUCCCCUUCUGUAGAAACUGCACAUCAUAGGCAAGCAUUAAAGCACCUCAUCUGUGAAAGGAGGUGAGCUGGUCCCUGUCCCCAGGCAGCGAUUCUGGUGGGAUGAUCCCAAGCAGCCUGCAGGAGUCAUGGCUUGGUGAGGAUGAAGCACACAUACCUCUUUAAUAUUUCCCAUGCGUGGGUUUUAGGAAGAGUGCAGGACAAUCUAGAUACCCAAUGCUGGGCUUGCACUUCCAUGUAGGACAUGACUCAAGGGUGGGAUACUGGCAGGUAAGAUUUGGGAUGAGUUUAAAACACAUUAGGUAUGACCCUCUAUCUUCCCAUAUGUGUUCUCUUACACCGGGUAAAUGAAAAAUAACUUAAUCCAUAACAACAGUGAGGCAAGCCAGUUCACAUCUGCUAGGAUACCCAAGGAUGGGUAUCAGCAGUUCCUAUAAAAAAAGCAGUUUGGAUCUAUGAAAUGUUUGGAACAGCAGUUCCAAGCUGUUGUGCUGGAAUUCCUUGCUGUGCUUUGUUCAUCUAACUCUCUCACAUUAAAAUUUUUAAAGCUUUUAUGGAACCCAGCUGUAGUAGCUAUUCUGUUUUACUAAGAGAUAAAAUAUUCUGAAUACUUUUUUUGAAUAUGAAGCAAAACUGUCCUGUUUUCAUUUACAGAAAAGCUGAGUCCUCUCAAAUGAUACUUUCAAGCAGAUCUCCCCUAGUGAGGCGAAUGAAGUGCUUCUCAAAAAGUCAGAUAUCCAGCACUAUGCUCUGUUUAUCACUAGCUCUUCAUUUUAUUGUUCAGUUACAGCUUUUCAAAAAUAUAAUGUUCAUGCUGGAAAUAUGUUCGUUAAAGAAAUAAUGAGUAAGUAUUAGUAGAAAAAAAAAAAGACAAGAAAUACUGAUACAUAAAGCAUUUUUACAUGGAUUUUGAUUUUACCAACUAUUAGUAUCUUUUUGUUAACUAUAGUGGUUGCCAUUUUAGUUCUGAAAGUGCUUUUUACAGUGGUAUAUGUACUUAAGCUACAUGCAAAAGCAAUAAUCACAUAUAUAUGUAUGUUUAUUGCAGUCUGUAUCCCUGUUUUUUACUCUAUAUAAUAGGGGUUUGUUUGUUGCUCUUUUCUUUACAGAACAAAGAAGCAUAAUAAACAUUACUUAGAA